AAAAUCCACACUGGAGUGAGACCCUAUGGAUGCUGCGAGUGCGGGAAAACCUUCGCUGAGCGCUCAACCUUUAUUCGCCAUCAGAGGAUCCACAUCGGAGUGAGACCCUAUGGAUGCUGCGAGUGCAGGAAAACCUUCGCUGAGCGCUCAACUCUUAUUCGCCAUCAGAGUAUUCACACAGGCGAGAAACCCUAUGGAUGCUGUGAGUGCGGGAAAACCUUCGCUCGGCGCUCACACCUUAUUCGCCAUCAGAGGAGCCACACCGGGGAGAAACCUUAUGAAUGCUGUGAGUGCGGGAAAACCUUUGCUCGGAGUUCACACCUUAUUACGCAUCAGAGGAGCCACACAGGGGAGAAACCCUACGAAUGCCGUGAGUGCGGGAAAGCCUUCACUCAGAUCUCGGGCCUUAUUUCACAUCAGAGGAGCCACACAGGAGAGAAACCUUAUGGAUGCCGUGAGUGUGGGAAAACCUUUGCUCACUUCUCAAAUCUUAUUACACAUCAGAGGAUCCACACAGGGGAGAAACCCUAUAAAUGCCAUGAGUGCGGGAAAACGUUCGCUCAGCACCCACACCUUAUUGCCCAUCAAAGGAUCCACACAGGAGAGAAACCCUAUGAAUGCCAUGAAUGCGGGAAAACGUUCACUGCGAGAUCAGGCCUUACUACACAUCAGAGGAACCACACAGGGGAGAAACCCUAUGGAUGCUGUGAGUGAGGGAAAACCUUCACUUGGAGAUCUGGCCUUAUUACACAUCAGAGGAGCCACACAGGAGAGAAAACCCUAUGAAUGCCGUGAGUGCGGGAAAUUCUUCCAUCAUGACUCUUCUCUUAUGUAUCACCAGAGAAGCUGCAAGGGAGAGAAACACCAUGAAAAUCUCGUCUGGGUCUCAGAAAAGAUGUUUUUUCCCUUUUGCUAAUUCCCAAGUAGUGAACUUUAGGUAGCAUUUAUGGCGUCUCAGCUCUCUCAGGUGAGUUGUCUGCUUUUCCAUUUUGCAGCUCACCCUUCCUUGGAGUGAAGCCCACGGUGUUUUUCAUCAACCCCUUUGUCCUGCAUCAUGGAAGUGUGCGUCCCUCCAGGAUUGUCCGUCAGCCCCAGGUGGGGGAGCCAGGAGUGACCUUUACUCGGUACAUGGAGGUUAAAUCUACCUGGGCCUUGGCCGCACUAGGGUUUUCCAUGGAGUUAGCUAGAUUGAGUUAGGGAUCCUGACGUAAAAACACAACUAGUUUUUUCAAUGAAGAAAAUAGCCCAUAUAGCGUCCAGGGUAAAGUAGCAAACCUCCUCACCGCCGGACACAA
Messenger RNA from Gopherus flavomarginatus (Mexican gopher tortoise), 1295 nucleotides. RefSeq names its product zinc finger protein 436-like. The annotation marks the transcript as partial. The transcript has 2 exons. Lineage: Eukaryota; Metazoa; Chordata; Testudines; Testudinidae. Gene Ontology annotation, biological process: negative regulation of transcription by RNA polymerase II. The record is from RefSeq and is a predicted model, not a curated record. Gene Ontology annotation, molecular function: DNA-binding transcription repressor activity, RNA polymerase II-specific.